Molecule: messenger RNA, 1737 nt
Organism: Sungouiella intermedia
Lineage: Eukaryota; Fungi; Ascomycota; Pichiomycetes; Serinales; Metschnikowiaceae
Source: the annotation of a GenBank genome assembly
AUGGACCAGCGGCAACUGUGGAUUGACUUACGAAACUCCAUCAACACAUCAUUGAAUGGUUUAACCAGAAAGAAUGUAGCAGACACCAGUUUGGCGCUCUUUAAUGUCAAUAUUCUUCGGGGAAGAGGCCUAUUAUGUCGAGCUAUUAUUAAGACGCUUCUAUCGGAGCCUUCUACUGCGCCAAUAUUGGCAUCUUUGACAAGUAUCAUCAACUCCAAACUUCCAGAAGUCGGCGAGACUUUGGUGGCCAGAGUGGUGGUCUUAUAUAAGCGUGGAUACGUGGAAAACAACAGAGAGAUGGUGGACACGACUUUACAAUUUCUUUGCGAGCUUGUUCUUCAAGCAGUAGUGGAGGAUGUGGUGAUAUUGCAGGUUCUUCAGGUGUUGUUAAACAAGGAGCCCACGGACGACUCGAUCCGUACCGCCAUUGACAUUCUUGUGCGGGCAGGAGGAUUUCUCGAACAGAACCUGGCUCCAGCGAUGCAAAUGGUGUUUGAUCGACUUCGGGCUUUGCUCCAGGAAGGCAGACUACUGAACGUUUCUCAAAAGAGAAUCACCGAGCUUAUGAGGCUUCGACGCAAUGGAUUAAGGCUGAAAGUCGACAUAGACCUUGAUUUGGUUCCAGGAGAAGAUAAGCAGACGCAAUUUGUGGAUUUGUCGGAGAAGCAAGAUCCAGAGUUGGAGCUCAGCUAUUUCCGGCAAGAUAAUGAUUACGAGGCUGCAGAGGCCGAAUAUGAGGAAAUGAAGAAACAGAUUCUACCCGAAGUUGAAGAGGAGGAGUCAGAAACACAAAUUGUUAAGGCACAGGAGAAAGUGAUGGAUUUCACAGAUUCGGAGUUGCAGAAGAUGCAGAAAAAUAUCUAUCUCACUAUCAUGUCUAGCAUGUCAGCUGAUGAGGGGGUGCACAAGCUCUUACGACUCAAGAGAACCCAGAAGAUGGAGAAUGGAGUACUUGUGGAUAUGAUUAUCAAGUGCUGUGCACAAGAAAAGACGUACUCAAAGUACUUUGGAGUGAUUGGAGAGAAGCUUUGUGGAAUGAACCGUCAUUGGCACGAUACAUUUGUUCAGCAAUUUCAAGAGAAGUAUUCCACCAUAUAUCAGUACGAGGGGCUGCAGCUCCGAAAUAUGGGAAAGUUUUUCGGCCAUUUGAUUGCAUCUGAUACUUUGGACCCCAAGGAGACGUUGGGAUGCAUUACACUUACUGAAGAGGCAUCCACAAGCGCGGGACGAGUUUUCGUGAUGUUUCUAUUCAAGGCCUUAGUGGAGGAGUUAGGAAUUGAAGAAGUGCAACAGAUGGUUCAGGACACAGAGUUACGUGUAGGUAUUCGAGGUAUGUUUCCUGUGGUGGAUGUUGAUGAUAGAGAUCGAGACCAUCUUAAUUUUGCAAUCAAUUACUUUACUGCGAUUGGAUUGGGAGUUUUGACGCGUGAGAUGAGAGAGGUGUUGGAGAAUCUUCCAGAGCCACGAGGACGAAAACGGAGCCGGUCAAACUCUAGGUCAAGAUCUGGCUCAGGAUCCUACUCAAGAUCACGUUCUGGAAGUUAUUCUAGUGGAAGUUACUCAAGAUCACGUUCUGGAAGCUACUCUAGAUCACGUUCUGGAAGUUUCUCAAGAUCAAGGUCUCCAACUAGAUCAAGCUCACCUGCUCGUUCAAGGUCACCAUCAGAAUCACGAUCAAGAUCAAGGUCGUUCUCUAGGUCCCCUUCGAGGUCCAUACCUGCUAAUGGUAGAGACUGA